Molecule: messenger RNA, 3622 nt
Organism: Leucoraja erinaceus (little skate)
Lineage: Eukaryota; Metazoa; Chordata; Chondrichthyes; Rajiformes; Rajidae
Product: protein 4.1-like
Exons: 22
Coding region: 289-3321 (1010 amino acids)
Biological process (GO): cortical actin cytoskeleton organization
Cellular component (GO): plasma membrane; cytoskeleton
Molecular function (GO): actin binding; structural molecule activity
Source: RefSeq, a predicted model, not a curated record
ACAUAGUAAAUAGUAUUGCAGUAACCUCAAAUGCCUCAAUAGACAUGUCAGAUGUAUUAAGGCAUGUACUCCCUACACACAGUGAUUACAAUAUCUAAGGUAACUGGAAAGAGGAGUGGACCCGAACAGUGACACCUGGCGUGAGAGGUGCUGGAAUAUUUCCUUGCUACGUUUCCGAGUUGUUGACAUGCCUUGAUUCGGGGUGCUCACUGUUGCGCUGUUUGCUAUUGCUUUGGCACGCUCCAUGCCAUUCUGUCUUUUACUCGGCGAUUGGAUACAAGGCUCAUCAUGACAACAGAAAUUAGCUUGAGUGCUGCCACAGGAAAUCCACAGCAGCCAAGUUCUGAACAAGAGCCUCCCAAGUUUGACAAACCGGAAAGUCAGCCAAAGGAGAAUCAGCAGUUGGAAGAGGUGGUGGACAAGCAAGCGGGUGGAGACCAGAACACGCCAACAACACCAGUCAAUGGUAUUCCUACCAACAAAGAGGAGGCAGCGAAGGAGCAGUCAUCCGGUAGCAAAGGCUUGUCUCGUUUCUUGCCUGGCUGGUUUAAAAGACCCAAGUCUCAGAUUUCAGAAGAGGAAAGUGGAAAGGAGGUUGGUGUUGCUUCUGAACCCAGCAACGCAAUACCAGAGCAACCACUAGAUUCGAUAAAGCAAACAGAAGAAAGCGAAUUAGUUGAGCAAGGAGCACCUAUCGCAGAUCAGGAGCUGGAUGAUAACAUUGACGAAGAAGCAACAUUAGAUUUGCAUUCUGUUAGCAGUGCUGAAACUCAGCCAGCCCAAGAGGAAAAAGAAGAUAUUGGCCCAGAAAAGGAUUCUGAAGUUAAGGAUGAAGUAAAGCUAGAUGUUACUGAGGAAAAAACUGAAAGUACAGAGUUAAAAACCAGUAAGGAUUUAAAACCACCACUCAAGGUUGCCAAAAAAUCAAAAACCAUGCACUGUAAGGUGACUCUUUUGGAUGAAACUGAAUUUCAGUGUGAUGUUGAGAGACAUUCCAAGGGGCAUGAGCUGUUCACUAAAGUGUGUCAACAUCUUAAUCUUCUGGAGAAGGACUAUUUUGGACUGGCCUUUUGGGAUUCAACAAAUCAGAGAAGUUGGCUGGAUCUUACCAAAGAGAUUAAGAAGCAAAUGCAGGGUGGUCCAUGGGAUUUUACUUUCAAUGUGAAGUUUUACCCUCCAGACCCUGCACAGCUGACUGAAGAUAUAACAAGAUAUUACUUAUGUCUUCAGCUGCGUCAGGACAUAAUUACUGGAUGUUUGCCUUGUUCAUUUGUUACUCUUGCCCUUUUGGGAUCGUAUACAGUUCAGUCAGAGCUGGGCGAAUAUGAUCCAGAGCUACAUGGAACAGAUUAUCUCACAGAGUUAAGGUUGGCUCCAAAUCAAACAAAAGAACUGGAAGAAAAAAUAAAGGAGCUUCAUAAAACCCACAGGGCCAUGACACCUGCACAAGCAGAUCUGCAAUUCUUGGAGAAUGCUAAGAAGCUUUCAAUGUAUGGUGUAGAUUUUCAUCCUGCAAAGGACUUGGAAGGAGUGGACAUCAUGCUUGGGGUAUCGUCUGGUGGCCUCCUUGUGUAUAAAGACCGACUCCGAAUAAAUCGCUUUGCCUGGCCUAAGGUUCUGAAAAUUUCAUAUAAACGCAGCAGUUUCUUCGUUAAAAUUCGUCCGGGAGAGGAUCAGUGUGAAAGUACUAUUGGGUUUAAGCUGGCCAAUUACCGUGCUGCCAAAAAAUUGUGGAAAGUAUGCGUGGAAAAUCAUACAUUUUUCAGUAGGCUAACAACUCCAGAAUCCUCGGCAAAAAGCAAGUUCUUGUCCCUGGGUUCCAAAUUUCGUUACAGUGGUCGAACACAAGCGCAGACCAGGGAAGCAAGUGCCCUAAUUGACAGACCAGCGCCCCGUUUUGAACGUACUGCAAGCAAGCGGGCAUCCAGAAGCCUUGAUGGAGCUGCAGUAGUUGUGACUCCGGACAAAAGUCCAAGACCAGUUACCACUUCUGUGCCAACAAUAUCUCAGAGUCAUUCGGUGGAAGUCAGUAGCCCCCCCACAAUUGAUACAACAAGAGUGACUGAAUCGAAUGCAGUUGAACAGGAAGCAAAGGGUAAAAUAAAACAAGAAGAACGUCUGGUUGACAGAAGAUCUGAACCAGCCCAAGAAGUCAAGGCCCCUGCGCAGCAAACUGAAACCACUCCAAUUCCUACCACAGCAAAUGAUAAAUUACAGCAAAAGCCUGAAGGAGAAGAAGUCGUUAAAAUGCGCAAGAAGAGAUCAAAGAAAAUUGAGGGUGAAAACAUUUAUGUCAGGCAUAGCAAUUUAAUGUUGGAGGAUCUCGACAAAACCCAGGAUGAAAUAAUGAAACAUCAUGCUAGUAUCAGUGAACUAAAGCGGAACUUUAUGGAGUCUGUACCUGAUCCUCGCCCCAGUGAAUGGGAUAAACGCCUCUCGGCACACUCGCCUUUUAGGACCACGAAUGUCAACGGACCAAUUCAAGCCGGCACAGAAGAAAAUAUGGAUGACGACCUGAAAUCAGAAUUUGAAGAGCUGUCAGAGUGUGUAAAGAUUGAUCACAAGGCAGAAAUAGAGGGACUGAAGCUUGAAAAUGGCUUCAGCAUGAGCCAAGUGACUGGCCCGUUGGAGUCUCCACUGAGACAUGACUCUGACCCUUCCUUUCUGAGUAACAGCAAGGAGGAGGAAGAAUUCUGCCUCCUUCAGAACAAGGAGCUGAAGUGGCAGAGCAGGGCAGAUAUAGGCCUGGACAUGCAGCCUGAGGUUUCAGAGGAGAUUGAAGCAAAGGCCCUCAUGAGCUCUGCUUCUCCUCAACUAAACCACCAUCUGCAGGAAGGUGAACAGAAAGAACGACCUUUAAAGAUAAAUGCCUUUCAUUACAAUGAACCUCCUCGGCUAAUCCGCUGCUUUCAGCCGCCACUUGUGAAGACUCAAACUGUGACCAUCCCUGACGUGCCACCCUCUGAAAAUGAAAUUGCUACCAAUGAAGUUCCUGUUGUUCACACAGAAACAAAGACCAUCACCUAUGAAGCAGCACAGACAGGUGAUUGUAAUAGUGAUGGUGAGCCUGGGGUAUUGAUGUCUGCUCAAACUAUCACAGCUGAGACUGUGUCCACCACCACAACCACACAGAUCACAAAGACUAUUAAAGGAGGAAUUUCAGAAACCAGAAUUGAGAAACGAAUUGUAAUCACAGGAGAUGCAAAUGUUGACCAUGAUCAGGCUUUGGCACAAGCCAUCAAAGAAGCCAAAGAGCAACAUCCGGAUAUGUCCGUGACCAAGGUGGUGGUGCAUCAGGAAACAGAGGUGGAGAAGGAAUAAAACCCAGCGGUAAAGAAAAUACAGCGGGGAGCAGCUUUCCAAGUCCUGCUACUUGGCCGUUCAUUAGAAGAUUUUUAUACCUCUUUUUAGGAUCUGCUCACUGCCAUUUGUGUUUGCUUUGCAGCCCUUCAAUAAUUACCAACUAGACAAAGAACCUAUGACUAGAAGAGAUAUCUAAGCCAAGGAAUAAUCCUGGACUUUUUUUGUUUUUUAUUAUUACAUGGAAACAUCCUAUUUGAUACAGUUUUAGAUCCAUAGAUUUUUACAUAUUUCAGAACCUAAAAACACAGAUUGGUGGUGG